Messenger RNA from Monomorium pharaonis (pharaoh ant), 1310 nucleotides. RefSeq lists its product as uncharacterized. Lineage: Eukaryota; Metazoa; Arthropoda; Insecta; Hymenoptera; Formicidae. Bases 359 to 1177 code for a protein of 272 amino acids. The record is from RefSeq and is a predicted model, not a curated record. The transcript has 5 exons. Gene Ontology annotation, molecular function: sequence-specific DNA binding.
AUAUGGACCGGCAAUUGUCUACAGUGCAUAGAAAACGGUGUUCAGAAGAGGUACAAUAGAAAAACAGACUUUUAUAGUAGACCUUAUAGAUAUGGACUGGCAAUGCCAAGCGAAACCGUGUCCAUAUUUCUCUUUCUAGAAUCCGGAAAUACGUUUCACGCAUGCUUACACAUAUUAUAUAUUGGAAUCCAAUGAUUGGAUACGUUCUGGUCAUGGGUCUAGUCACGUGUUUUAACAUAUAUAUAUGUGUAUAUAAUAUAUAGCUGUAAUCAUAGUAUCGGUAUUUUGGGAGGUUAUCGAGAUAAAAUUUAGAAAAGUUAUCAUUAUUUUAUAUUAUUUAUAAAAUAAAAAAAUUAUAAUGGUUCGAAAAUGUGUUAUUUGUGGUUUAACCGAUUCGGCAAAAAAUAAUGUUUCGUUUCAUUCAUUUCCAACCAACGAAAUAUACAAAAAGAAAUGGCUAGAUAGGUGUAAUAUAACACAAGAGAAGAAGCAAGAUAAAAUUUGUUCAUGUCAUUUUAAUGAUUCUUCUUUUACUACAUGGAUUGGUCGCAAAAGUUUAAAAAAAGAUGCAAUUCCAGAAUUAUUUCUGGAUAAAGGAAAUAAAUAUUUAAAAAGAAUACGAAAACAUUCCUUGUCCUCUUCUAGUGUUCAAUCUAAUUUACUAUUUCCAUUAACUUUAUAUGUAAACAAUAUAAUAGAGGUUCAGGAUGAAGUUCAAGAUGAGAUUCGAGAACAAAUAAAAUCUGGAACGCAAAAUUUAUCAUCUACGACAACCUCAAUUACAACAGAUAUAUCAACCUGUAUCACACCUGUCUUAAAUGAAAGUACAAGUGAAAAUGAACAAGCUAAGAAUAUAGUAUUGCCAUUAAGAAAGUCGAUUUCUGUAACUAACAAGAUUUCGUGUCCUGCAAGACUAGGCGAUUGUACAGAGGAAUAUUUUUCUACUCCACGCCGUGCAAAAAAAUGUUUUGAUUUAGCAGUAAGAAAAUUAUUUGAACACAAAAAACGUUUGGAUGCUUCCCGAAAACAAAUUACAAGAUUAAAAUCAAAAAUAUUGUUAAUGGAAGCUUUAAUACAGAACUUACAAGAUAAACAAUUAAUAUCAGAAAAUGCAGCCCAGAUCUUAUUGGUACAUAUAUCAUGUAUAUUUAAUACGAAAAAUUUUAUCGAUAAGUAGUAAUUAGUUUAAGAUAUGCAUAUUAAUUUUACUAAUAAUUGUGUAAAUAAAUUUUAAUAUUAUUUUAUGUAAUAUGUAAAUUUACAAACAUUUUUUUAUCUAUAUUAAAUAAUAAAAUUAAAUUAAAUCGCUG